UCUCCAGUCAUAGGACUGGCCCUCACCUGUUGCAACAUGCUCCAGUUUGGAGCGAUGAUUAAGCACAAGACCAGGAAAUCUCCACUGUCCUACAAUGGUUAUGGCUGUUACUGCAGCUGGAGGGGAUCCAAAGAGCCCCUAGAUGCCACUGACAGGUGCUGCCACGCCCACGACUGCUGCUAUAAGGAUUUGGCUUCCUCCCACUGCAGUCCCAAAGCAGUCACCUACAAAUACUUCCUCCGGGGAAGCCAAAUAACCUGCGGAACCGGGAACCACUGCCAAACAGUGACCUGUGCAUGCGACAAGAAGGCAGCUGAGUGUUUCCAGAGGGCAGCUGGGACCUACCACAAUUCUUACAAGAAUUACCCCAACUUCAGGUGCAAGGGCCGAGCACCCUUCUGCUAA
Molecule: messenger RNA, 405 nt
Organism: Empidonax traillii (willow flycatcher)
Lineage: Eukaryota; Metazoa; Chordata; Aves; Passeriformes; Tyrannidae
Product: basic phospholipase A2 F16-like
Exons: 3
Biological process (GO): lipid catabolic process; arachidonate secretion; phospholipid metabolic process
Molecular function (GO): phospholipid binding; calcium ion binding
Source: RefSeq, a predicted model, not a curated record